CACACGGCACAGCAGAACGCGACUUGAGCUCAUUGUAACUUACCGCGCCGCCGCCAGUAGCGCGGACAUCGUGUGAACCGUGAGCGUGCGUUUUUCCUUCGUUGGGCAAUUGCGAAAAUAUUUAUAUCGCGGGGUCGUCGUAACUUUCACCGGCGAGUUUGGAGGAUUUCUGUGACGUUGUUUUUAUUGUGCUUAUUUUGCGCCCGUUUAGUGAUCUAAGGUUCAACUAUUUGCUACUGUCCUAAAAGUUAAUCCGUUCGUGGUGCGGACAUAUCUUCACGGUGUAUGGAUCACAGUUCGCCGAAAUCUGCCCGCCCGGGAAUAUAAAUAAAGUUGCUGUAGCUGAAAAUGUGUAGUGUUGGAUGAAUUUACGACUUUUUCGACGGAAAUUUGUUUGUUUUGCCUCCCGUUGGAUCUGUUUGGUGCUCAAACGUAGCUACAGCGAAAUUCAAUUCGAAAGGAAACCCCGAGGCAGAACACGCGAGCAGUGUUGUGCGUCAGACUGUGAUUUUGCAGCAUCGUCACCGCUGCGCAGCGGUUUCGGUAGCCAGAGGGAGACAAGACAGGCUGGUUUAUAGCCAAGUUAAUUAUAUUGUGGUCUGCAAUGGACGCCGCUGACGAAGUUCACCACCGUGUGCCAGCUCGAUGUGAAUUCAAUCGGCUGAGUACUAUCCGCGAGCGUAGCAGCCGGAGCAGCAGUACCGAUGACUCAGAUUUCUUAGAUAUACCACUACCACCGGUACCUCCCCGGGAGACGGAGGACGUUCAACCUGAACCCACUGACACGCCAGCAGAUUUUUUCUACUCUCGAAUGCAGGAUUUCGACGAUGAACCCGAAGUUUCCCGGGAGGAUCUGCGAUCGAUCGAUAGCAGCAACUCGAACACGGUUCAUGAGAACUCUUGGAGCGUCAACAACAGCGGAAGCACCACGUCUGCCAGCUGCUGUUCGGUAGACGAAGCGCUGCUCUGUUUGGAGGAUGAAGGGGACUACGAGGAACGAUCCUCCGCUUACAGAGACAAAUCACCCUUCCCGUUGAGAUCACUGUCUGCCUCGCCGGAUCAGCAACAGCUGCAGCAGCGUCGGCGAAGAAGAACGAAAUAUCGCAGACGUAAAGCAGAUGAGUCAACCUGUCGCGACGAUGACUUCACCUGGGUCAACUCUCGGAACGAGGCUCCCAAGGCAUCGAUCGAUUCCGAUCGCAGAUCCACCUCGCACACCACCGUUGGGGGUCGAUCGGUAAGAAGCCGUACCGGCGGCGGCCAAGAUCCUAACACUACCGCGAAUGUCGCACCAUUAACUCCGGAGUCACCGCUGGGGCCCGGCUGUGGCAAACCGCCGCGUCCCAUGACCAGUAGUCUGGAUCGCCGGCGCCACAAUCUGGGUGCCAGUCGGUAUGAGCGGGAUACCAAAAGCCGGAGCACUCACUCACUGAAGGAUAAAUCUUCCUCCUCGGAGUUGCAUAAACCGGACUCUCAAUCAAGCAGCCUGAGUUUGAAUUCUAAAGGUAAAGCGGAGCGUAAACGCGUUGGUCCCGGAAAAGGUGCCAUAGAUGAUAAGUUUUGGAUUUUUGAAGAACACCAGCACGAUUCGGGUAACUAUAACAACUACAACAGCAGCGGAAGCAGUCAUCAUCACCAUCACGGUAAUAGCAGUAGGCAAAGUCCUGGAAUUUGGGAGCCCCCACCACCGCCGCCGACCUCGCACUGGGAUCCACACUACUAUUGGAACUGGAACCAUCAGAGUCGGGAAGAAUUGCGACUGAUCGAUUACCACCGAAGGCAGCAAGAAAUGUACCGCUAUGGAAGCAAUGGAGCACUUAGCAGUACUCAGGAAUCGCCUUGCUCCAGCGGCUGCUGUAAUCGUGGAUAUUAUCAACCGCCACCGCCCCCGUGCUGCUCGUGCGAACACAGCCGAAUGAUUUGGGGGAAGGAUUGUCAGCGUCAGGACACAGACGAACGGCUCCGUCGGCUGCAAACGGACAAGGAAGCGUUGGCCCUCCAGGUUAAGGUGCUGACCGAACAGGUCCAAACGCAGAGCACCAAGAUCACGGAGCUGGAGCGGACGGUGCACGAGAAGAACAAGCUCAUAUCGAAUGCGGACGAUCUUUUGCAGCGAGUAAGCGAAUUUGCCAAAACAGUUGGCAUCCAGAUUGACAAACAGAAAGAAAUGCUUUCCCGCUCGUCGCUGGAAACCCAAAAGCUAGAACUGAUGUCAGCCAUGAGUGAGCUAAAACUGCAGCAAGCGGCCCUGGAACGCGAAAACCUAGAACUGCGCUCUAGUCUGGUAAACGGCAGUGGUACACUUAGCAACGGAACCCUCCUAAGCAGUAGCACCCUCAACAACAACAACAUCACAGCGAGUAUCAUCCGACGAGCGACGCCGAUGCUUGGUAUCGGCCGAAUGGUGACGUCCACACCGGGAAACUCGAUCAACUCGUCACCGCUGCAUCAUGGAAGCCACGGCAGUCUACCGCAGCAAGUCGUUACAAACUUACCUAGUCCAAGCACGCCAAAAACCCCACCAGCAUCCUACCGGCAGCGAGUGGACAUACACUACAACAGUCUUCCACGGCAAGCAUUCGCAACGACCCUAUCGACAGUGAGCGGAUCGAGCGGUAGUUCCGGUGCAAGCGCCACAACCAACGGUUCCUCCAGCGUCGACGCGAACGCCAACCUACGACGCAACGUAGCAUUCGCAAUCGCUCCCGCAGUCGAUGUCGAACGUGGUGCCUCUAGCAAACCAGCUUUCAGUAUGUCUUCAUCGAUGAAUGCUCUCUCCCUAACCUCCGCGCUGGGUUCCAAUCUGAAGGGUCUCAAACCAACUUCCGUUUCGGUGCAGAACAUCCACUGCUCGGAACCGGUCGGUACAUCCCGCGAACAGCUAAUCGACCUCGAUCAGGAUCACCAGGAACGGGCAACCACGGAACCUCCGUCCGGGUCAGCCACGGUGGUGGAAGUUCCGAAAUCUCCACAGGAUGCGCGAAUGGCUGCCAAGAGUACCCCGGCUAUAAUGGCUGAAUCUUCAACUCAGCGGCAACCAUUCUUUCCAGCCAUCGCCACCACAGGCAGCAUCGUUGAGCAGACGAUCGAGAAAACACGUGGAUUUUCAGUGCCAAAUCUAGCUGAUUCGGGAACCGCAUCCAGCGACCGGACCGAUGGUUCCGCUAGCCAACGCAACUACACCCCAAAUCCCACCCCGUCGCCAUCGAUGAGUCACAAAAAUCUGAAGGGUCUGCGUAACAUCUUCGGAAAGAUCAAGCGCAGCAACAGCGGAACAUUGGAGGACGUCCCAUUGGACAACGGUGAGUUCAGACGGGGUGGUAUCCGAGCGACGGCCGGAGCACGGUUAGGUUGGAGUGUGGAGUUCCGCAAACCGGAUAAACCGUUCCGCGAGUGGAGUCUGGAUACGCUGUGUCUGUGGUUCGAACAGAUGGGACUGAACAUGUACGAGGAGGAACUGCGAAGGUGGCUCAAGGUGGGCGGGGCGGCGGAACUUGCCCAAGCUUCACCGGUGGACAUCGAGAAGGAGUUGAAUUUGAAGAAUCCGUUGCACAGGAAAAAGAUUGUUCUGGCGGUAGCCGAUAUGGCGGAAAGCGAUGAAAGUGAUACGCUGUUCAAGAAUUCGGGGAAGCUGGAUACGCCUUGGGUUAUUCGAUGGUUAGACGACAUUGGCUUACCUCAGCACAAAGAUAGUUUUACUGCUGCGCGCAUGGACGGUCGUAUGCUGCACAAACUGACCAUGGACGACCUAGUCAACUUGCAUGUUAGUUCUUGUUUGCACGUCGCUAGCUUACGGCGAGGUAUCCAGUUGAUGCGGGAACAGCAAUGGAAUCCGGACUGUCUCAUCCGACGCUCCAUCACCGACGAUUCCUGCGGAAUAAAGGAUGAAGUUCAGCUGUGGAGUAGUCAUCGUGUUAUGGAAUGGUUACGUUUGGUAGACCUAUCGGAGUACGCUCCCAAUUUACGAGGUGCCGGUGUGCAUGGAGCACUGAUGAUGUACGAGGUGAAGUUCACUGCCGAACUGCUGGCUGAACUACUGAGUAUGCCACCGAGCAAGACGCUACUGCGGAGGCAUCUAGCGACGCAUUUUAAGGAACUGCUUGGACGAGAUAUCAUACAGGUCAAACGAGACGCUGAGAAUACUCUCGGAUUUCAACCGCUCACGUUGGCAGCUAAAAUAAAGACUCCCAAGAAGUCGCAGUUUUCGCUGAAGCGCAAAAAGAGUUCAAAGGGGCAGAACGGGGACGAGUGGAGCGAUUAUGUUUGCCCGAUGGGUGACUCAGGUCAGGAACAUCUUCCUCCGCAACGGCAGCAUCCAUCACCGUCACCGUCUGCAUCCGCUGCUAGUUCCGUUAAUUCUGCUGUUGUUGUUACUACUACUACCAGUGCCACUAGUGCCAACCGCCAUCAACACCAGCACCAAAGUCACAACUCACACGCCUCAAGUGCUUCCCCCUAUUCAGCUAACAUUAAUCAUGUCACUAGCAAUUCGAUGGCGGCUACGACGAAGAUUCCCUACACCACCUACCCCGACAGUACGCUCAGCAGCAGCACCACCAGCAGCACAACGACUUCCGGAGCCGGGUCCGAGGUUGCUUCACAUCAGCAACUGCUGACUAACGUCAACAGCACCGCUGGAUCCGAUUCGCCCACGUCGACGCGUAGCUCGACGACGUCCACCUCCUAGCAGCGACUGAUCUCGGCGGCGUGCUCCGCCUCGUCGACCGGAUCCUCAUCCCCGAUACCAAGCAGUCUGAUGUCGAGCAAGAACAACUACUUUAUUGCCUCCUUCUCACCGGUGAAGGACGUUUAUAAAUCCGUUUCGACCAGCUCCAACUACUCGUCCUCGUCGUCGCUGGUAUCCACGGCGAGUUCAGCAAGACCACAGUCCCAGCAGUCGCAGUCGCAGCAAUCACACCCACAACAGCAACCGCAGAAUCAGCAACAACAACAGUCGCAAGUUACAGGAGAUGGCGACACGGGCGUUCCAGUGCAAAGAUCUGCAUCGUUCAACGCCACCUGUACAGUUCCACUUAGUGUUAGCAAAGCCACACACGUCAAAAACUCCGCAUCCUUCAGCAGUUGUUCACUACUGACAAAGGUUGCUAAAAAAUCCGGAAUUACAGGUUCGCUAACCGCCAAUUCACUGCUGAAAUUCUCCACGUCAAAUUCCGCCAGCAGUUUGCAACAAUUAAAACAGCAGCAGCAGGCAAAUGGGAUCACCAUAUCCAGCAACAUAACCGAAGCUCUGGCCAUGGCUGGUAAGAACCCCAACCCCUGUCUGUCAGCAUCCUCUUCCGGACAGUUGAGAACAUCUCCAUCGGCUUCCUCGUCGACCUCGCUUGCAUCCUCGACGACCUCGGCAGUGACGGCGACUGCUGCUGCUGCUGCUUCUGCAGCAGCCGCGAGCUCUUCACCGAGCACAUCCGCCGCUAGUAGCACUACUACUCCCGCUACUCUAUCGCUAUCUCAGUUCGGCAAAAACAACAUGGUUGAUUAUUACGUUUAGUAUUAGGUAAACCUGUAGUCAUCAAAUUGUAGGGACAAAUAUACCGUUUCGUUUUAGGUAGAUCACGUGUUACGAAUGUUUUCCGUUUGUUUGUAGAGUAACGUAAUAUUCCUUACCCUUCUAUUUUUAAUCGUUGAGAUAAAAAAAAUCCUGAGCUAAGCAAACCACGAAACUAUGUACCAUUGAGGAAAAAUCUACCGACUACCAAUGGGAACAAACCACCCCACUAAAAACGACCAGAUAUUUAUACUAACAAGUACUAGGCUAAUAUUGAAACAAAAACUAUUCUAUUGUGUACCUACUGGAAGAGCUAUAAAAAGUGAGUAAAUUUACGGUUUGAGAACGAAAUCAUAUCUAAUACAAUUGGGAGUAACUCUUUGAAAUUUGUUCCCAAUUUCUACUAACCGAACUAUUCUUAACCAAUCAUUCGGUCUAGGAUCAACAGAACUGUCAAAACUAAUCGAAAAAUAACUGACCAUAGUUAGUAAUAUUUAGUGCCACCUUAAAAUCGUUUGAAUGUGCGAUCUCCUGUUUUCAAUCUUUUUGCGAUUAGACAUGAAAAGGUUUCCAAACUAUGAUUCUUCUGAAAUAUUUAAAUAUUCACCCUUCUAGAGAAUAAUAAGCAGGAGAAAAUGUCCCCCUUUCCGAAUCAAGCAUCAAAUUCCAGUAAGUAGUGAUUGACAAAAAAACACAUAAAUGACAAGUGACAAAGUAUUAAGUAUGUAGAAAUAAUCCACAUUAGUACCCCCAAACAUAAUGCUAGUAAGCCGAAAACUAUUUGAUGCCAAAGACAAUAAAGCACACAACAGUUGAUAAGGGUUACAGUUUUUUCGUCGUGUAGAAAAGUUUACAGGAAGUAAAGUUAGCAGUUACAUGAGGUGCAUAGUUACUCAACUUUACUAACAGUGCCAGCCAAUCUUUCGCGUCUAAAAUCUCUUCUCUAACAAAACUUCAUUUUCGUCUCUUUCUACUAAAUAAGGCUGGGAAGUUGCUAUCAUUUUGUACAACCUCUAUUGUAUGUCUUUUCUUCGGUGACAUGAAAAAAACAAUCCAAACUAAUGAUUUUAUCUUCUGCAUAAGCCACCACAGCAGAACAGUUCCACUGAUUGUUGUUAGACUAUAUUCGAUAACUGAACUAUCCGAAAUGCGCGUUAUUAGGCUAAAAACAGUUACAGUUGUUGACCACCAGAAUAAAUGGUAGCAAAAAUAAAAACAUAACUUUAAAUUUACAGUUGAAACAUCGUUUCCAUUGUUGCGCAAGUACUAACUAACCGACGAAUCGGGCAAAUAGUUACGAUUGGAGAUACCUUGCAACCAUAAAUAAUAAAGAAAAACCGACUCACUCUAAACGAUAUUUUUGAGGUUCAAUGGAAACAAGAUAUACUCGAGAAAACAUUUAAUAACUUUACACCAUGAUUACUAAACUAAAUUAUUGAAAGAUGAAAAUCCUUGUCAAUAUUAUACACAAGCGAAGCGAAUAACCGAAUUCUACCGAUUAUGAUAAAAUUAGAAAUCGAUGAUUGAAAACGUUUUUACGACAGUGGAUGAUUAAUAUUAGAGACUAGUACAUGAUCACAGAACACAAAGUAAUAGAAUUAAAUUGUAAUUGAAUUAUUGAGAAAAUUUAUCAAUAAAGUGAAAUUGAAGAGUAAAAAA
This is a messenger RNA of Topomyia yanbarensis, 7165 nucleotides long. RefSeq names its product liprin-beta-1 (gene Liprin-beta). The record is from RefSeq and is a predicted model, not a curated record. Gene Ontology annotation, biological process: neuromuscular junction development. Bases 605 to 4687 code for a protein of 1360 amino acids. NCBI's taxonomy places the organism in Eukaryota, Metazoa, Arthropoda, Insecta, Diptera, Culicidae. The transcript is spliced from 10 exons. Gene Ontology annotation, cellular component: presynaptic active zone. Gene Ontology annotation, molecular function: protein binding.